Molecule: messenger RNA, 1645 nt
Organism: Xiphias gladius (swordfish)
Lineage: Eukaryota; Metazoa; Chordata; Actinopteri; Istiophoriformes; Xiphiidae
Gene: otc
Product: ornithine transcarbamylase
Exons: 10
Coding region: 131-1201 (356 amino acids)
Biological process (GO): L-citrulline biosynthetic process
Cellular component (GO): mitochondrion
Molecular function (GO): amino acid binding; ornithine carbamoyltransferase activity
Source: RefSeq, a predicted model, not a curated record
GGACUGGCUUGUGGCUCAAAAUCCACGUGUAGGGUAGGUCUCGGUGGCGUGAAUUUUUUUUUUUUUUUAACCUCUGAUGAUAUAUCAACACGAAAAUUGAGCUGCCGUUGGAUUUCCAUUUCGAUCUGCAAUGUCUGCUAAGCUGUUAUCCGUAAACGGCUCAGUUUUCAAAUGUUUGAAAACUCUGCACAAUCGUUCGGCACGAGGGUUUGGCGUUGGAGCUGCUUCUCUUGGUUCCGUGAGUUUAAAGGGUCGCAGUUGUCUCACAUUGAAAGAUUUCAGCUCAGAUGAAAUCAAGAGGCUGCUGUGGGUGUCAGGGGAUCUAAAACAUCGGAUCAAGCACGAAAAGCAGUAUCUUCCUGUUCUGCAAGGAAAGUCGAUUGCUAUGAUUUUUGAGAAGAGGAGCACCAGAACAAGAAUGUCCACGGAAACAGGUUUUGCCUUGCUGGGUGGACACCCCUGUUUCCUCACCUCUCAGGACAUCCACCUGGGAGUGAAUGAGAGCUGCAAAGACACAGCUAGGGUUCUCUCAGGACUCUGUGAUAUUGUCUUGGCUCGAGUGUACAGCCACUCCACGUUGGAGGAGCUGGAUAAGGAGGCCUCCAUCCCCAUCAUCAACGGUCUGUGUGACCUCUACCACCCAAUCCAGAUUCUGGCUGACUUCCUGACUUUACAGGAACAUUAUGGGUCCCUUAGUGGAUUAACAGUGAGCUGGAUUGGAGAUGGCAACAACGUCCUCCACUCUUUCAUGAUGACUGCAGCCAAACUGGGAGUUCAUCUUAAGAUUGCCACACCAAAGGGGUAUGAGCCAGAUAAGAGCAUUAUUCAAGAGGCACAGAGACUCUCCAGAGAGCAUGGGACCCAGCUUGUUCUUACCUCUGACCCAAUGGAGGCUGCCCAUGGCAGCAAUGUUUUGGUCACUGACACCUGGGUCAGCAUGGGACAAGAGGAGGAGAAGAAUAAGAAGCUCAAAGACUUUCAAGGCUAUCAGAUUACAAUGCAGACAGGAAGUGUGGCCAAACCAGACUGGACCUUCCUGCAUUGUCUCCCCCGUAAAAUGGAGGAGGUGGAUGACCAGGUAUUCUACUCCUCCCGCUCCCUCGUCUUCCCUGAGGCUGAGAAUAGGAAGUGGACAAUCAUGGGUCUGAUGGUUUCUCUUCUGACUGACUACACUACACAGAUCCCCAUGCCAAAGUUUUAACUUCAGGUCUUAAAGUGGCUUGUUACUCGUGUUGUCAUCGUGUAUGACAGUCAUACUGCAGGUGCCGCUGCAGUUGGGGCUGAUUUCUUGUUCACUGUCAGAUUACACCCAUUCAUUGCACCACGACAAAGACUAGAACGAUCACCCAAAAGUAGUAUGUUUACGUUGUUUAUUUCACUUGCUGAUUUAGAGCACAGAUAACACGGUUUGCCUUGUCUCGCUGUUCAAUAGGAGACUAGCGCCGUGCAAAGUUAUCUGUUUACAUGCUGCAUAUACUGUGAUUGAGGGCGAGGAUUAGGGGGGUGCACGAGGUUUACAGUGAGAAUGACGUGGUUAGAUGUGUGUUACUGAAAAAGAAAAUAUUACUUAUCCUUUUUUCAACUUGUUUAACAUGACUUCACAAAAUUCUCCAACAGCAACUCGUACAAGAAAUCAGCCAAAGCU